AUGGAAGAUUCAAAACUUGCUCCUCUAUUUACUGGGUUUUUAUUACAUGUGUUAGUGGCUUCGGUAGGGAUAAACUAUGGACAGAUCGCCAACAAUAUUCCUUCACCAGAGCAUGUGGUUCUGUUGCUAAAAGCCAUUGGUGCCACCAGAGUGAAGCUCUAUGAUGUCGAUCCUAAGGUGCUUAAAGCUUUUGUAAACACUGGGGUUGAGUUUAUUGUGGGGUUAGGUAAUGAGUACCUUUCAAAGAUGACAGAUCCAACUAAUGCUCAAGCUUAG
Lactuca virosa is the source of this 276-nucleotide messenger RNA. The record is from the annotation of a GenBank genome assembly. Lineage: Eukaryota; Viridiplantae; Streptophyta; Magnoliopsida; Asterales; Asteraceae.